CAAGUUAUGAUGCAGUUCAUGGGUAGCGUACUUUUGCCCUACAUUGCCACUGGGUCUUCACUUCAGUCUUCAUUUGAGUUUAUUGUGGACUUAACAUCAGCUGGACGGACUCCUUCCUAGUGAAUGAGAUGGCAGAGUGUGGGGUACAAGGUGAACAACCUCAGAGGCGUCUUGGUGUCAAGGAAAAUGGAGAGCUGACUGACUCGGAGCUGUCUGUGGAUGAGAGGAAACAGAGGGACAGGGAGGAGCGUGGAACUCUGGUGUUAUGGAAGAAACCUCUUCUCACACUGCACUACUUCACUCUGGAACUGCUCAUCACCCUUAAAGAGUGGCUAUGGAGGCUCUGGCGGCAAAGACAGACUGUGUUUGGCCUACUGAUCCUGCUGAUCCUCCUCUCCAUUGCCUACUGUAUUGAAGGAACACACCAGAAGUAUGUGCUCUACAUGGAGAAGAAGACGCUGUGGUGCGCCUACUGGGUCGGCCUGGGCAUCCUCUCCUCGGUGGGUCUUGGCACCGGCCUGCACACUUUCCUUCUUUACCUGGGACCACACAUAGCAUCAGUGACCUUGGCAGCCUACGAGUGUGGCUCGGUGGAUUUCCCCGAACCGCCCUAUCCAGACCAAAUAGUCUGUCCCCAGCAGAAUUCAGCAGCACCAGGCUCUGAUGCUGCUGAGCAGCUGGGCGUGGAGGCCACGGGGGCGGACGGGUUGGCAGAGUCAGCUGCCAUCCAGGGAAGCGUCUCUCUUUGGUCCAUUAUCUGCAAAGUGCGCCUCGAAGCUUGUAUGUGGGGUGCAGGUACAGCUAUAGGUGAGCUUCCUCCUUACUUCAUGGCCCGAGCGGCACGGCUGUCUGGUGCCGACCCCCACGACGAGGACUACCAGAGGUUUGAGGAGAUUCUGGAUCAGACCCAGUCUGCACAGGAUUUUGCCAGCCGAGCAAAAGUAGCCGUGCAGAAACUCAUCCAGACGGUCGGAUUCCUCGGGAUUUUAGUGUGUGCUUCUAUUCCAAACCCCUUGUUUGACCUGGCAGGAAUAACAUGUGGACAUUUUCUGGUCCCGUUCUGGACUUUCUUUGGUGCAACACUCAUUGGGAAAGCAGUCAUCAAAAUGCACAUUCAGAAACUGUUUGUGAUCGUCACCUUCAGCAGGCACAUAGUGGAGCAGAUGGUCUCCCUCAUCGGAGCUGUUCCACUGCUGGGUGCGGCACUGCAGAAGCCCUUCAGGGAGUACUUGGAGGCCCAGAAGGCCAAGCUGCACCAUCACGCUGGAGAGGGGAUCCCGACUGAGGAGAGCUGGCUGCCGUGGCUCUUUGAGAAGGUUGUGGUCAUCAUGGUAUGCUUCUUUGUCUGCUCCAUUGUCAACUCCAUGGCCCAGAGCUACGGCAAGCGCAAGCAGCAGGAGAAACACUCGGAGGGCAAAACGGAGUGAAGGCCAGAUAGUGAUCACAGCGAAGCAUCAACUUCAGAAGCACCCCCAAUCCCUUUACUCAUUUCAGCUGAUAACCCACCAUUAUAAAAGCACAGCCGGCAUCUAGUUUCUCUCUCGAUAUUGUAACGACAUGUGUGUGUUGAACUUGGACUUCCAUUAACUUGCUUUGGAAGGUUUUGCAUUUGGUAGUGAUUUCCGCAAUUGUAAGGUAGGUGCUUGUUGGGAUGCAUGUGCGUGAGCUGUUUAAGCGUUCGUGUCGGAGCUCGUGAGAAUAGGCAAUAAUUCUCCUCAGUGAGGCCUUAAGCUGCACUAGAAGAACCAUGAAGUCUUAUAUGUCCGUGGAGUCACGUAUUUUAAUAAGCUAGAAUUUAAACUUUUGAUGAUGUGGUGAGUGUUCUGUAAAAGAAGCGCUAAGUUAUUUGUUCAAUAACCUAAUUACUUAUUAUCUGGCUUAUUAAUACGAUUUUCUGUACUCAUUACUUUAGUGUGGAGUCGUUGUGCAGUAUUGGUUGUUAAAUAAGACUGAUGAUAAGACUGUAAAUGAUUGUGUCCUCUUCAUCUCAUUUCUACAUAUUGUAGAGCUUUAAGUAAGUUGUUGUUAAUGAAUGUUUCACGGUGCUUUAGAUGACCAUUUCUUCUAUUGUGUGUGCAGUAAAGCUCAUCAAGGUACUUUUGGAUGAGGAAUGAUAAAUCAGCCAUGAAUCACCCUGCUGGUCCCUUUGUCUGCCCUUAUUGUUCUGCUUCCAGGAAGAGAGCACAUGAGUCAGCCCGGGGGCUACUUUACCAGAUGCAGCCAUAUAUUGAAUCAGAUCUACGACUAUGUGCGCGUGCCUGCGUGUGAGACGGGGAGCGGGAGGGAGAUAGCCGUUUGUGUGGCUGCUACAUUUGUUGCUCUCCCUUUUAUCUUUUAUGGAUUAAAGCAGACUGUGCUCCACUAAUAGACUAGGGUUGCCUGGAAGUCUUAGUAUAGCAGAUAGUAGCUGCUCCUUUAACUCAGAGACAGUCUGUGUCAUGGUAAGUGUUUUUCUUUGUCUCCACUUGUCCACAGAGCUUUUUUUUUUUUUUUACCUCCGAUGAUUACAGCAAGAUCAUGUUUGCCAUUACAUCUCCUAAAACAAAAAAGCAUUUGAUAUGAUAAUUCUUUGCUCGUGGAUAAUGCAGCUGGCUCUCGGUAUAUGCAGUACCUUCUUUUCUUUUUUUUCUCCAUAAUUGCCGGAGAAAUGUGCUAUUUUCUUCUGUACCGCUGCUGUGCUACGCUGGACUGAGCACAGUGGGCGCUAGAGCAAGCAGGAGGGAGAGAAAAAAAAAACCUCAAGCGCACAGUGAAAAGCGUCUGUGCCGCUACCUUAGCUGAACCCUCGAAUGAACUCGUUGCACUGCCCCAGUCACAGAGCCAGGAGACGAAUCACUCGAGUAGAUUCAAAACAGAGGGGCACUGUUGAGCAGGCUGAACCCUGCGCUCUGCAGCAGCUCUAGUCAGAACAUUCACAUCUCCUCUUUUCUCCUGUCAUGGUAAGUCGGAUCAGGAUUCUUUUUUUUAUUCUUUUUUAUCAUUGUCGUUUCUGUACAUGCGUUCGUCUCAGUCACUCUCUCGGUCUGUCAGAUAGCUUAUCAGACUGGUGUUGGCUGUUAAGAUUGCAAGGCGACAACAGUCUGUAGGCUGUCUGACAUUUCGGGCUCUUUCAUCUGACCAGCAUCCUGUUUUGUCUUCCUUCUGUUAUUGCCAUUUAUCAGUUAGCAUCAGUUCCCAUUUAGAGGUGUGUGCUGCGAUGUCACUUCCCUUUUAUCCCAACCGCUUGUGAAACGUGGGUCUAUUGUUUAUUUCCUCCAUGCUGACGUCUGUGAGGGUUUCUAUGUGGUUUUAUGUGGGGAACUGUGAUUUUGCAUGUUUGCAAAUGCAGAUGUAGUGAUGUUUAUAGCGUACUUCUGUAUAUGUGUACGUGUGUGUGUGUGUGUGUGUGUGUGAGUUGGCUCUGUCCUCUUGAUUUUCCAGAGAAUCCAGACAGUACACACCUUAUUGCAACACAUCACAUUGUGACACCCAGUGCUAGGUAUGGUACACGCCGUGCUCACCCAGCUCUCUCCUUCCCUUUUACACUUCCCUCUUCUCUUCAACUGCGAACUUUCUUCUGUUGCUCAACACACACUUUUUUGUAGGAGGCUGCAUUUUAUUGGAACAACUCUCUUGAGGGGGUGUUCUUUUGCCGCAAAGCCUCAGUUUUAUUUUAGGUUCUUUUUAUUUUCUAGAACACAGCAAAAGGGUAAUACUUUUUCCUGGUCAUAAAAGCAAAAUCCUUGGAUAACACUGGAAUGGCUCGCUGGCUUAGAGAGUGUUUUUCUUGGCAGUUUCAGGAUGUCCUGUUCCAUAAGGGAGCCCCCUUUUGGCAUGCCUUUCUGAAUGUGUGGGUGCAUUUGUCUAGAAAUUCUGUUUAUAUUUCGAUGUGUAAGUGCCUCUAUUUCCUGUCUAAUUAAUUGCUGUACCUGAGUUAUUUUAAAAGUAUGUAUGUAGUGUUUCUUUUCAUGUGCUUUCAAUAUAAAUAAAGUCUGUUGAAAAGAG
Messenger RNA from Cottoperca gobio, 3984 nucleotides. Its product is annotated as vacuole membrane protein 1-like. NCBI's taxonomy places the organism in Eukaryota, Metazoa, Chordata, Actinopteri, Perciformes, Bovichtidae. Bases 129 to 1427 code for a protein of 432 amino acids. The record is from RefSeq and is a predicted model, not a curated record. The transcript is spliced from 12 exons.